GCAGCGAGAGCGGCGCCGCCAUGGAGGCCACCGGGGUGCUGCCGUUCGUGCGCGGCGUGGACCUCAGCGGCAACGACUUCAAGGGUGGCUACUUCCCUGAGAAUGUCAAGUCCAUGACAAGCCUACGAUGGCUGAAGCUGAACCGCACAGGCCUCUGCUACCUGCCCGAGGAGCUGGCCGCCCUGCAGAAGCUGGAGCACCUGUCCGUGAGCCACAACAACCUCACCACGCUUCACGGGGAGCUGUCCAGCCUGCCCUCUCUGCGGGCCAUCGUGGCUCGAGCCAACCAGCUGAAGAACUCCGGGGUCCCUGACGACAUCUUCAAGUUGGAGGACCUUUCCGUCCUGGACCUGAGCCACAACCAGCUGACCGAGUGCCCGCGGGAGCUGGAGAACGCCAGGAACAUGCUGGUGCUCAACCUCAGCCACAACAGCAUCGACACCAUCCCCAACCAGCUGUUCAUCAACCUCACGGACCUGCUGUACCUGGACCUCAGUGAGAACCGGCUGGAGAGCCUGCCCCCGCAGAUGCGCCGCCUGGUGCACCUGCAGACGCUGGUGCUCAAUGGAAACCCGCUGCUGCACGCACAGCUCCGGCAGCUCCCGGCCAUGACAGCCCUGCAGACGCUGCACCUGCGCAACACCCAGCGCACCCAGAGCAACCUGCCCACCAGCCUGGAGGGCCUGAGCAACCUCGCAGACGUGGACCUGUCGUGCAACGACCUGACCAGGGUGCCCGAGUGCCUGUACACCCUGCCCAGCCUACGCCGCCUCAACCUUAGCAGCAACCAGAUCCCGGAGCUGUCCCUGUGCAUCGACCAGUGGGUGCACCUGGAGACCCUGAACCUGUCCCGAAACCAGCUCACCUCCCUGCCCUCGGCCAUCUGCAAGCUGACCAAGCUGAAGAAGCUGUACCUGAACUCCAACAAGCUGGACUUCGAUGGGCUGCCCUCCAGCAUCGGCAAGCUGAGCAGCCUGGAGGAGUUCAUGGCCACCAACAACAACCUGGAGCUGAUCCCGGAGAGCCUCUGCAGGUGCCCGAAGCUGCGGAAGCUGGUCCUGAACAAGAACCGCCUGGUGACCCUCCCGGAGGCCAUCCACUUCCUCACGGAGAUCCAGGUCCUGGACGUGCGCGAGAACCCCAGCCUGGUGAUGCCGCCCAAGCCGGCCGACCGAGCCGCCGAGUGCUACAACAUCGACUUCUCGCUGCAGAACCAGCUGCGGCUGGCGGGCGCCUCCCCUGCCACGGUGGCCGCGGCCGCAGCCGCAGGGAGCGGGCCCAAGGAUCCCCUGGCUCGCAAGAUGCGGCUCCGGAGACGCAAGGACUCGGCCCAGGAUGACCAGGCUAAGCAGGUGUUGAAGGGCAUGUCGGACGUGGCCCAGGAGAAGAACAAGAAACAGGAGGAGAGCGCGGAGGCGCGGACCUCGGCGGCCAAGGCGCGGCGCUGGGACCAGGGCCUGGAGAAGCCGCGCCUGGACUACUCGGAGUUCUUCACAGAGGACGUGGGCCAGCUGCCCGGGCUGACCGUCUGGCAGAUCGAGAACUUCGUGCCGGUGCUGGUGGAGGAGGCCUUCCACGGCAAGUUCUACGAAGCCGACUGCUACAUCGUGCUCAAGACCUUCCUGGACGACAGCGGCUCCCUGAACUGGGAGAUCUACUACUGGAUCGGCGGGGAGGCCACGCUGGACAAGAAGGCUUGCUCUGCCAUCCACGCCGUCAACCUGCGCAACUGCCUGGGCGCCGAGUGCCGCACCGUGCGGGAGGAGAUGGGGGAGGAGAGCGAGGAGUUCCUGCAGGUUUUUGACAAGGACAUCUCCUACAUCGAGGGUGGCACGGCCAGCGGCUUCUACACCGUGGAGGACACGCACUACGUCACCAGGAUGUACCGCGUGUACGGGAAGAAAAAUGUCAAGUUGGAGCCUGUGCCGCUCAAAGGGACCUCCCUGGACCCCAGGUUCGUUUUCCUACUGGACCACGGGCUGGACAUCUACGUGUGGCGGGGGACGCAGGCCACGCUGAGCAGCACCACCAAGGCCAGGCUGUUCGCAGAGAAAAUUAACAAAAAUGAGCGCAAAGGCAAGGCAGAAAUCACGCUGCUGGUGCAGGGCCAGGAGCCCCCCGAGUUCUGGGAGGUGCUGGGCGGGGAGCCCUCGGAGAUCAAGAAGCACGUGCCCGACGACUUCUGGCCACCCCAGCCCAAGCUGUACAAGGUGGGCCUGGGCCUGGGCUACUUGGAGCUGCCCCAGAUCAACUACAGGCUCUCGGUGGAGCAUAAGCAGCGGCCCAAGGUGGAGCUGAUGCCGGGGAUGCGGCUGCUGCAGAGCCUGCUGGACACGCGCUGCGUGUACAUCCUGGACUGCUGGUCCGACGUGUUCAUCUGGCUCGGCCGCAAGUCCCCGCGCCUGGUGCGCGCCGCCGCCCUCAAGCUGGGCCAGGAGCUGUGCGGCAUGCUGCACCGGCCGCGCCACGCCACGGUCAGCCGCAGCCUGGAGGGCACCGAGGCACAGGUCUUCAAGGCCAAGUUCAAGAACUGGGACGACGUGCUGACGGUGGACUACACGCGCAACGCCGAGGCCGUGCUGCAGGGCCCGGGGCUGUCCGGGAAGGUGAAGCGCGACGCCGACAAGACAGACCAGAUGAAGGCCGACCUCACGGCGCUCUUCCUGCCGCGCCAGCCGCCCAUGCCGCUGGCCGAGGCAGAGCAGCUGAUGGAAGAGUGGAACGAGGACCUGGACGGCAUGGAGGGCUUCGUGCUGGAGGGCAAGAAGUUCGCGCGGCUGCCCGAGGAGGAGUUCGGCCACUUCUACACGCAAGACUGCUACGUGUUCCUCUGCAGGUACUGGGUACCCGUGGAGUACGAGGAGGACAAGAAGGCAGACCCGGAGGAGGAGGGGGAGGAGAAGGCGGCGGAGGAGCAGCCGCCGGAGGAGGACUUCCAGUGCACCGUGUACUUCUGGCAGGGCCGCGAGGCCUCCAACAUGGGCUGGCUCACCUUCACCUUCAGCCUGCAGAAGAAGUUCGAGAGCCUGUUCCCCGGCAAGCUGGAGGUGGUGCGCAUGACGCAGCAGCAGGAGAACCCCAAGUUCCUGGCCCACUUCAAGAGGAAGUUCAUCAUCCACCGCGGCAAACGGAAGGCGGCGCAGGGCGCCCCGCAGCCAAGCCUGUACCAGAUCCGCACCAAUGGCAGCGCCCUCUGCACGCGGUGCAUCCAGAUCCACACGGACUCCAGCCUGCUCAACUCCGAGUUCUGCUUCAUCCUCAAGGUCCCCUUUGAGAGCGAGGACAACCAAGGGAUUGUGUACGCCUGGGUGGGCCGGGCGUCUGACCCGGACGAGGCCAAGCUGGCGGAAGACAUCCUCAACACCAUGUUCGACGCCGCCUACAGCAAGCAGGUCAUCAACGAGGGGGAGGAGCCCGAGAACUUCUUCUGGGUGGGCAUCGGGGCCCAGAAGCCCUACGACGAUGACGCCGAGUACAUGAAGCACACGCGGCUCUUCCGGUGCUCCAACGACAAGGGCUACUUCGCCGUGACGGAGAAGUGCUCCGACUUCUGCCAGGACGACCUGGCCGACGACGACAUCAUGUUGCUGGACAACGGCCGGGAGGUCUACAUGUGGGUGGGCACCCAGACCAGCCAGGUGGAGAUCAAACUGAGCCUGAAGGCCUGCCAGGUAUACAUCCAGCACUUGCGCUCCAAGGAGCAGCCCCGGCGCCUGCGCCUGGUCCGCAAGGGCAACGAACAGCACGCCUUCACCCGCUGCUUCCACGCCUGGAGCACCUUCCGCCAGGCCCCGGCCUAGGCCCGCGCCGGUCCGGGUGAGGAAGGGCCGGCGGCAGCCCCUGCUCCUGUCCCGAGUCUGGGUCCCAGCAGCACACAGCCCCGCAGGUGUCCUGGGAGAGCAGACUCCCCCCCUCCCCCGGGGAUAAAGCACAGGUGGUUGUUCUCUAAGAGAUAGUAAAUGCUUUUAUUUUCAAUAUUAAAAAAA
Messenger RNA from Lepus europaeus (European hare), 3986 nucleotides. RefSeq names its product FLII actin remodeling protein (gene FLII). Lineage: Eukaryota; Metazoa; Chordata; Mammalia; Lagomorpha; Leporidae. Gene Ontology annotation, molecular function: actin filament binding; phosphatidylinositol-4,5-bisphosphate binding. Gene Ontology annotation, cellular component: actin cytoskeleton; cytoplasm; nucleus. The record is from RefSeq and is a predicted model, not a curated record. The transcript is spliced from 30 exons. The coding region runs from base 21 to 3800 and encodes 1259 amino acids. Gene Ontology annotation, biological process: actin polymerization or depolymerization; barbed-end actin filament capping; actin filament severing.